UAUAAUAAUUGAUAAAUGGACCUUGAAGCUGUAAAUGUCAGAGCAUAUGGAAAGGAGAUCAAUCAAAGUAUUAAGAUCAGCGUGUUUUUGUGAAAUAAAGCACAUGUUUCAUUCAAAAAAUACCUCUACAGCUGAUCAAUUGAAUUAUGUAAGGAGUUUCUAAAGAGAUGAAUUUAUAACGAGAAUCUAUGUAAUGGUAAUCAUCUUCUGACUUACAAGAUAGAAUACAACAAAUCUAUUGUAAUACAAUGAAUAAAUACCUAAAUAAUGGCCAUAUCGACAUUAUAGAUAUUACAUUUUAAUACGAACUCAGACAAAGUGACAUCUUCAACGUUUUGUUAAAUUAUGGAAUGAUAUUUAUAUCGAGAUAAAUUUCAGAUAACAGAAAAUAUCAUCACAAAGGAAAAUAAUAAACUAUAGAUGAGUCUUGGAAUGCUGUAGUAGAAAAAAUAUUCUGUAAAAUGUCUGAAAACGGUACAAACGAAUUAUUAUCUGAAGAAGAGGAAACUGCUGUAAAGGAAAGUUGGACUGUUAUCUGGAAUGACAAAAAGACCAACGGAAUCAAAAUAUUUGUCAAAUUAUUUACACUAUAUCCUGACGCUAUAAGCAGGUUUAAAGACUUCAACGGUUUAACCCUUGAAGAAGUGAAAGUUCACAAAAAGUUGCGCGCCCAUGCAUUGUCAGUGAUAUACGCCUUAAAAUCAUUUAUAGAUAACCUAGAUGACGUGGAAACGCUAGUAGAGUUGGUUAAGAAAAAUGCCAGUAACCACGUUGAAAGGAAAGUUACGGAAAAACAAAUCAUGUGGUUGAAACCAGUAUUUAUAGAUAUUUUGGAAGAAAUCAUGGGUGAUGAAAUGAAAGACGUUCACAGAACUGCAUGGAAUAAACUAUUCAAUGCUAUAAAAUCAUUGUGGAAACAAGAACAAGAUAGUGUGGUAGCGCAACAAACAGAAGCAUCGUGAUGAUUUGAUUCUUUUUUCGAACUGUGCAUCAAAAGGAUAAUAAUGACAGAGAUCUGAUUGAUAAAGAUAAGGUUCAUUGCAAGAUUCAUUGCAAAUAUUUAAAGCUUGCAAACAGCAAGAUAUACAUUAUAAAGACCAUAAAGUCAGAAAUAUAUAUUUUAUGUAUGUAUGUUGUUAAACAUUACCAUUAUAUUUGAUUCAGUACUUAUUUUGUAUUGUACACAUGUAAACUAGAGUCUGACUGGAUGGAUAUAAAAGCAUUAGCGUGAAUAUUUCACAAGCGCCAUGGCAAAAAAAAAUGACAAUAGGUAUAGGAAGAUGUGGUAUGAGUGCCAAUGAGAUAACUUUCCCUCCAAAUAACAAUUUAUCAAAGUAAACUAGUAUAGGUCAAGGCAGGCUCACACCGAAUAACAAGCUAUAAAGGGCUCCAAAAUUACAAGUGUAAAACCAUUCAAACGGGAAAACCAACGGUCGAAUAUAUAUGAGAAACUGGAAACACGUAUAAAUUACAUAAACAAAAAUAGACAAGUGUGUAUGAAACUCGUGUAGUUUGGGAGUUAUACCAUCAUUGUUUUCCAAACACCAGUCUUUGUACUACAGUGAACAUUUCUCAUAACAUUUGUCAUCUGCAAUGAAAUGCAGGUUAAACUCCUACAACUGUCAGAAAUAAGGGAACAAUUUUGGCCAUUUUUCGUAUGUGAUGCACUUUUAAUAUAAUGAAGAAAUAAUGAUUUUCAAACCUUCCCAUGUAUAUUAAUAUUGUACGUCUGUUUUAUACUCUAUUGAUAAGUAGUAGUAUUUAUACAUAUACUAUUUAAUUGCAUUAUUGUAUGUAAAUUGUAUAUUGAAAUAAUCUAUUGUAUGUUAUUGUAUAAUAAAAUAACUUGCCACUGUA
This is a messenger RNA of Mytilus trossulus (common blue mussel), 1857 nucleotides long. Its product is annotated as globin-like. NCBI's taxonomy places the organism in Eukaryota, Metazoa, Mollusca, Bivalvia, Mytilida, Mytilidae. The transcript has 5 exons. Gene Ontology annotation, biological process: oxygen transport. Bases 462 to 962 code for a protein of 166 amino acids. Gene Ontology annotation, molecular function: heme binding; oxygen binding. Gene Ontology annotation, cellular component: hemoglobin complex; extracellular region. The record is from RefSeq and is a predicted model, not a curated record.